UCCGUGGAACUCGCCGUGUCCACACGGUCAACAGAUUUGUCCAUCGUUCAGAAUCAGAGUCGACUUUAGUUAACGCGAGUGUCUGUUUUGUUCGGUGACUUUAAACAGUUAGGUCAAUGCUGGCGCUAAAAUCGCCUUUACCAAACCCGCGUGUGACAACGCAAAGUUUCCUCGAGUAAUUUUUCUCAGUGUUUCAAGAAGUUUUGACAUGUUGUUCUGUGGCGGAAGUUUCCGCGCAAAAACUGUCGAGAAAAAUGACGUUUGCAAAAUUGUCGAAGUUAACAAUCGACAGUUGAAACUUUUCCGAUCGCUUAGCUUCAGGGGAUACGACAAGGUUUUUAAUGGAAAAAAAGUUUUUGUUCAGCCGCCCAAAGUUCCUGAGGGAUCUGCAAAAGCCGCAUUUGAGCCAACCAAAUCGGGCCUGGACCCCACGAACUCAGGAAACCAGCUGCGACCUCUGAACUCCGAAAUAGCUGCCCCCAGGAUAGACAGUUACAGGUUCUCCAUGGCGAAUCUUGAGGACUCGCAAGACGUGGACCUGGACGCCAUCCUGGGGGAGCUCAAUGCCCUGGAGAACGAAUGCGAAAGGGAAAUUGGACAGGCCAGAGACAGUAAGCGAUAUUCAGAUGCUCAAAAGUUCCAUCAGUCCAGAGCUCACAACAGGACAUCGUCGGAGGGCCCUAGGCUCAAAAUAGACCAGGGUGGUGACGGUGACUUGAUUUUAAAGACUGACUCUGUUCGCACAGAAUCGCCCGACAAUGAUUCUGCCUUCAGUGAUACUGUGUCCAUGCUGUCCAGCGAAUCAUCGGCCAGCAGUGGCGGUAGUGCUGGCAACAAACCACAAUCUUUACUUUUACAAUCACAAGAUGACGCAACAAGGAUCAAAGCAGAAAAGAUCAGGAUGGCAAUGGAGAAAAUCAAAGAAGCCAACAUCCAGAAACUGUUUGUGAAAGUUUUCACAGUUGAUGGUUCCGCAAAGUCCCUUCUUGUAGACGAGAAGAUGUUGUGUUCUUACGUCACCAGGUUGCUAGCUGAUAAAAAUCACGUACCAAUGGACCCCAAGUGGGCCAUAGUAGAGAACUUACCGGACCUCUAUAUGGAAAGGGUUUACGAAGACCACGAACUCCUCGUGGACAAUCUCAUGAUGUGGACCAGAGAAUCGAAAAAUAAGGUCUAUUUCUCAGAGAGAAUGGAUAAAAUCAAACUCUUCACCCAUCCAGAAAGGUUUCUGUUAACUUCUACCGAUCGCCGGGAUAAUAUAGAAUUCGAUGAACACUCAAGAAAUAUGUUGUUGGAGGAUUUUUUCUCGCCCACCUCCAUUGUGAUACCAGAAGUCGAAGGACCAUUGUACUUGAAGGCAGAAUCCAAGAAAGGGUGGAAGAAAUACCACUUCGUACUUAGAGCCUCUGGAUUGUAUUAUUAUCCAAAGGAAAAAGUCAGAUCUGCUAAGGAUCUCAUCUGCUUGGCCAAUUUCGACAACAAUCAGAUGUACUAUGGCCUAGGUUGGAAGAAAAAAUACAAAGCACCUUCUGACUACUGUUUCGCUAUCAAGCACCCAAGAUUGCAAGAACCAAAAUCGUCGAAGUAUAUCAAAUAUCUUUGCGCGGAAGACCAGCAAUCCCUUGAGGCAUGGAUGAUUGGAAUGAGGAUUGCCAAAUACGGAAAACAGCUGAUGGACAACUACAGAAGCCUGAUGGAAGAAUUAGCACAAGAAGAUUUAGACCAGCUGGCACAUGCAAGAAGUUGUUCGGUCAGUUCGAUAGCGGUACCAUCUAAUGUUACAACCCCAACCCAAGGGUACCAAAGCAGUGAAGCUGGCUAUGGCACACAAAGUGAAACUUAUUCAGCUCCAAGUGAAAUCAGUUCAGGGAGACAUAGUAGAGCUAGCAGUUCCAGUUCUAGUGGUUGUAUGAGCGAUGGGGCACCAUCAAGCUGUGAAAACGCAUUCGAUUCUGAAUUUCCAAUGGGCACAAUCAAAAGAAAACCUUCCAUGAAACCGAACCUACCACUGACCAAUAUGACUAGACAACUGAAGGAAGUAGGCGAGACUAGGGACGAAUCAGAUUCAACUUGUGUCUCUUCACCGAACCACACCUACACCAACACAGGAACACUCACCCGAAGGCAUAGUCGAAGGAAAUCUAACAAUUCCGAAGAAUCCUCCAAUUCUGGAACACUCAAAAGGCAACUCUCCUACAAAUCUAGAGGAUCAAUGGAAUCCAUGGGAGGAAGAAGCAGCGGCAACUCAACACCUCUGUGCGGUACACCUGUGAGAGAGAGGGCUUCACCCUUUGGAGAAAGAAAUUCUUCUUUUGAAGAUAGGUCACCAAGUGAGGUGUCUGUGAGGAGUCCGGUGAGCCCUAUGUCGCCUGCAAUGGAGAUACCUUCUUCAAUGACUGAUUCAAUAAUUUCACUGCCACCACCACCGCCUCCCGAAGCAACGGAAGAUGUGAUCAGCGAUUCUCCUUCAUACCAGCUACCCCCUCCACCGCCGGAAGUGUACAACUCAAAUCUGUCCCUGGAUAGUUUACCUCCACCGCCAAACCCGAACGAACUCCCUCCAAUGACCGGUUCAGAACUGACAGGAAGUCAAUUAUCACUUAUGUCACUUCCCCCUCCGCCCGGAGAAGACAACGGCACUAUCAAGCGCAGGAAAGAAAGCAGCAGUUCAGCAUCGACGCCCACGAACGUCUUGAGUCCGAAUCGAACACCAACACAAAUGUCGCCAGAUGUAACUCCAACACACUCCAGACUGAACACGCCUUGCUUCAGCCCGCCCAUUUCAAACUCUGGUUCCAACUGCAGCACGCCCACGCAGUUGAACCCGCCUGGUAUUUUAAGUCCCACCCACACCGUUCAAAAUAGUCAAAUUCAAGCUCAGAACCAUGACAGAAACGGCACAGAGCCAAUUUAUGGUUCGAAUAAUAUCCCUCAACCUCCAUCUUAUGUAAACCCUCCACAAUACGGUAGCAGGCAGAAUAAUACCCUGCCAAACUCUUGUUUUAACAACAACAACGGACUUAGAUCUUCACUAAGGCAGUCUUCCUUACCUAGACAAAUUUCUUCGAAUAGUAUAGCUUCAAGUAGUUCUGGUUCUUCGGGAAAUUCCAUUUACGAAAACCAAGUCAGAAAUUCUCCUCAUCUGCAGAGGAAAGUGGCGUUCCAAGAGCCGUCGAGUCCUAAGAAGAGCAAUAAGAAGAUUAGUUUCAAUUUAACUCCUCAAGAAGUACCUCCGUUACCAAAAAGACCACAACCACCGAAAAGAUCUGAUUCUACCAAAUUGUCUAGCCCGAAAAAGUUAGCAGAUCCUCCACAUGAUUUUUUAAAGGAUCUCCAAAGGGUUAUGAGGAAAAAGUGGCAGGUUGCGCAGAAAUGCAAGUUGGAACCUGCAACAACCCCACAUGAGGUGUUGGGCUUUAGGGAUCCCCCGGCACUGCUUCCUGACUAUAAAGAGCACAAUGUUUCCAAUUGGGUUAAAGAACAUUAUGGACCAAAUAACGUUUAUGAGAAUGUAUAUAGGGACAAUCCUGAAUCCGUAGUUGAAUACGCAACUAGCCCCAUCCAUAGGAAUAGUGACAUUAGGUCAUCAUGUGAUUAUGGCAGGUCUAAAAGGCCCCCACCACCUCCCCCAAAACGUAGUGAGACAACACAUUUGAGUACUUCAAAAAUGCAUUGAUGCUGUGCUUUGAUGUGAACUGAAAACUUAGUAUGUGUAUGAAAGUUGUUACAUAAUAGUGGAAAUUUUAGAAGUCGCAACUGACACUAGUUGAAAUUUUUAGCAAUUAUAUCUCAUUUUUUAUAAACUGUUCACGGGAUUUUGAAUGUGGUAACUUGUACAUGUCGAAAAGCAAAAAAUAUUCAAUUUUUCAUGUCCAUCUUCAAAUUUUAAGGGAUUUAAGUUUAUUUACAAUCAAGAAUAUACACAGCAAGGAGUGUCAAAAUUGACAGUAAAGUUUAGCUGCCAAGUUGAAAUAUAUCACUCGUUAAAAAUUCAAACUUGAAUACAGUUUCCAUACCUAAAAUUGAAUAAUUCUUCAUCGGUAGCCUUCAUAACUUUUCCAUUGUGUUGAAGAGUUAUCAUAACCGUUGAUUUUUGAAAAAUUAUCAAUUUUGGAAAUUUCAUAUUUUGAAUUUUUUUUUCGAUAUACACUUGGUACAGUGGGUGAAAUUUUGAUUUAACUCACUUCGUAUUCGAAUUGUGAAAAUUUCGAUAACUUGCAUCCUCCGGAAUUCUUGAAGAAAACUUGUUUUCCCAUGAAUAUUAUUCAAAAUAUAGUCUAGUUUUGAAUAAAGUUAAAUUGAUAUUGCUGCACUUCAACAAUCAAGUUCAGUCAUUGAACUCUGAGGAAUAAAAGUUACAUUCAUAUCUCGGUAUUUUACCAGCUUUUAAGACAUUUCGCAAGAAUAGCAUACAUGAUAGUCUCAACUUAUGAUGUUAUUCUACUCUUGUCGAAUACCAGUGUCGAAUGUAAAAAAUAUAGAAAAUAUUCAAAAAUUGAUAAACGAAACUAAAUACCACGAUACAUAUACUAAAUUUUCAAAAUCAGAAGCAUUGUAAAAAGUUCAUCUAAACAAGCAAUGUGAUUUUAAAUAUUAAUGUGCCAUUUAGUAGAAGAUUAAAUCUAAAUUGAAUUAUGAAAGAUCAUUUAUUGCAUAAUUAAAGAAUGAAUAUAAUUUAAUCGACUAGCUGGUUAUUUUGUUGGUAAAAUAAAUUAUUGAAAAAUGUCAAACAUUUAUGGUGCUUAAUAGUUAGAUAUGAAAUUUAGUAAUAGACGUAGCUGAUUUUGUGUGGUUUAUAAAUUUUAUAUAAAGGUUGCCCUAUCAGUUACUCAUUUUUGAUGAUACAGGGUUGAAGUCAGUUUAUUUAUUUUUUUCUUGUAAUUUUCUGUCAUGUAAUAUAUUUGUGUAUAUAGUUUAAAAAUGUUCCAAGCGUACGCUGUUAGGAUGAACAGCUCAUAAUUAUUGAGAAGUAAGUGUACUUUUAUUAUGAUCAAUGAUAACAUUUUUUAUAUUGAUGUACAAGAUCUCUUAUUAUGCCAUUGUGUCAUACAAUUUUGUAUGUUUUAUACGAUUUAGUAACUUUAGAAUUGUUAGAAACUUGUAAGAAUACACUAUAAAAAUUCUUACUUUGGAAAUAGUUUUCCCCCUUCCCUUAUUUUCAAUAUGAAUAUGAUUUUCAGUUCUGUGCAAUUGUAUUUUUGAAUUAUGGAGUUAUAUUUUAAUUUCUCGCACAAAUCUAUGAUAAAUGUUGUGAAAAUAUAUUCAUUGGUCUUUUGAGCACCAAGAAAUUUGGUUUUCAUUUCCCUAGGUGCUUUAACUUAAAUGUAUACUGUCUUCUAUUUCUAUUAACUAAUUGUUAACAAGUAAGCACUAUAACAAUAAAUAAUAAUAAUUCUUAUUAA
Molecule: messenger RNA, 5402 nt
Organism: Harmonia axyridis
Lineage: Eukaryota; Metazoa; Arthropoda; Insecta; Coleoptera; Coccinellidae
Gene: pico
Product: ras-associated and pleckstrin homology domains-containing protein 1
Exons: 9
Coding region: 209-3676 (1155 amino acids)
Biological process (GO): signal transduction
Source: RefSeq, a predicted model, not a curated record